GCACUAGUUCUCUGCGCCAUUUUAGAUUUUCAAUUUAUUGAAUGUCUCGUUGGCUUGAAAAAUAUAAUUUGUACGCAGAAAUUUUAGAUUAUUUAGUUACUUAAAGCAGUUGUAGUGGAAAUUUUGUUUAAGAAGUACAAUUGAUGCAAUCAUAAUACGAAACAAUACAUUAUUCUGUGAGUUUUGAAGAUCAUAGAAUAAAUUCAAUUCAAUAUGUCGGCACACGAGCAAAUGAGGGCAAUGUUGGAUCAAUUGAUGGGCACUGCUCGAAAUGGUGAAACUGAUAGACAUGGGGUAAAAUUUUAUGAUGAUGCCGUGUGCAAAUCAUUUUUAUUGCAAUGUUGCCCACAUGAAAUUUUAUCAUCAACGCGUAUGGAUUUAGGUGAGUGUCCAAAAAUACAUGAUUUGGCUCUACGUGCGGAUUAUGAGCUAGCCUCCAAAACCAAAGAUUAUUUCUAUGACAUUGAUGCGACUGAACACUUAGAAGCAUUUAUAGCCGACUGCGAUCGUCGCACGACGGCAGCAAAACAACGUCUUGCGGAAACACAAGAAGAGCUAUCGGCAGAAGUAACGGAGAAGGCUAACGCUGUUCACGAAUUAGCUGAACAAAUUGGUUAAAAAUUGGCCCGAGCCGAAGCACUCGGUGAAGAGGGAAUGGUUGAGGAGAGUGUGAAGCUUAUGGGAGAGAUUGAUGAAUUACGCAAAAAGAAAGCAGUCGCGGAACAGGAAUAUCGUAACUCAAUGCCAGCGUCUUCAUACCAGCAACAGAAGCUAAGGGUAUGUGAAGUGUGCUCAGCGUAUCUCGGCAUUCACGACAAUGACAGGCGGUUAGCUGAUCACUUCGGGGGAAAGCUUCAUCUUGGAUUUAUAACUAUUCGGGAGAAACUGGCAGAACUUAAGAAAACAGUAGACAAAAGGCGAGAAGAGCGUGGGGCUUCGGAGCGUGAGCGCAGCGGUCGUCGUCACUACGUGGGCGGCCGCGAGCUCGACAGGCGAGCGCGCCGCCAUCGCGAGUCCGCGCGCGACCGCGACCGCACCAAGGACGACCGCGACAAGGACCGCGAGCGCGGCGACAGGGAGCGCGACCGCGAGCGCGAGCGGGAGCGCGAGCGCGACCGCAAACGGAGUCGAUCACGUAGCAGAAGUAAGCGUGACGGUUCCCGGGAGCGAUCUCGCGGACACGGGGAGCGGGACCGAGACCGCGACGCGAGACGCAGUCGUUCUCAUCGAUCAACGUCGAAAGAUCGCCGUCGGGAAUAGCCCCAGCUCAAUUAUAACAUCACCAUGUUGUGCAAACUUUGACAAUUGUUAAGUUAAAUUUUUUAGCCAAGUUGGUAAGCUAGUUUAAUGAAAUAAGAUUAAAUAUAAAUAAAAACGAUAUAUUGUGAAUUGUGUGACGCUGGAAUUUCAUUACCUACUAUGCACAACCAGUUCAUGUUGUAAAUAUUAACUUUGGAAUUAGAAGAGAGACAUUAGUAUUUAUGGCUGUUAAAUUAACUGGCCGCGAUACAUUGCCCACACGAUAUUUUGACUUAGUGUAAAUUUAUUUUAUCUAGAUGUUAUACUGCUAAUACCACUACUGAUUGCCUUAGAAGAAAUUGUUUUCUUUGAUAGGUAUCUGCGCAUAACUGCUAACGUUGAAUGCGCCUGAGUAAAUUUUCGAUGGACUGUUACAUUACUGCGACACUGACUGACGAGAGUGGGAGUGGCGGGUCUGGUUAAUUGACAUUGGACAUGGUGCCGUUGUACUCACUGUCACUGCGGUCGGCUUUUGAUCUUUCGCGCGAAAAACAAUUGCGUACAUUUUUGUGUGGUAAACGGUCCUGUUAUGUGCUGAUACCAUUUCGAAGUAAGUUCAAUUGAAAUGAACGUUUCUACAAUGCUCACCGUCCACAGAGAAUAUUUAUGAACUGGCUGUCUCAGAAGGGCAACUGCUGCCUAAAUUUGGUUUUUUAAUCGGUAUUCAAAUUUAAGUUACGAUUUAGAUUCAGCCUCAACCAUACGGCGAACUUUUAGGAAUUACUGGUUUGAAAAUCCACGUGUAGAAAUACUUAGGUAGCCACCUGGGCUUAGUACAGACUUACGGGAAAAAUAUUAGAGACCUAAGAAAUUUUUAAUCUCGCCUCAUUUUGAAUUUGGAAGUAAGAUGUAAGUACCCUCUCAGUGUGAUAUUGUGGAAAAUCAGCGCUAAAAUUUUAUAUGAAUCUUUGGGCAGUCUUGCUUUUGUGUUACUUUUGUUAUUGUAAUAAAAUAUAAUAAGAUUA
This is a messenger RNA of Manduca sexta (tobacco hornworm), 2264 nucleotides long. Its product is annotated as putative RNA-binding protein Luc7-like 2. Gene Ontology annotation, molecular function: mRNA binding. The record is from RefSeq and is a predicted model, not a curated record. The transcript has 7 exons. Gene Ontology annotation, biological process: mRNA splice site recognition. Gene Ontology annotation, cellular component: U2-type prespliceosome; U1 snRNP. Lineage: Eukaryota; Metazoa; Arthropoda; Insecta; Lepidoptera; Sphingidae.